AUGCGCUUCUUUAUCCUUGUGGCUUUAUCUGCUUUAGCCUCCUCCGUACGCGCUUCUACAAGCAAGUGCUAUUGUGUUGACUAUUCUACCUACUCUGGCAACUAUUGCGUGAACUCUAAAACUGCUGCCGCAUCCGCUUAUUAUUUCCAACAUUAUGUUGAAACUGGAGAAGCGACUAUGGGUAGCGGAGGAACUUCAGGUAUGACUUUUUCCUAUGUGCUCUCAAAUAGUGUAUCAUCACGAUUUAUCAAGAGUCCUGUUCUAGGUGGCUGUACUUACGUUCCUGUAAGCAACGUCGGUUAUUUCAGAACCGCAUGCAAAGCUAGAUCAGCUGUCACGGCUGACUGCCUCUGA
Messenger RNA from Umbelopsis ramanniana AG, 354 nucleotides. RefSeq lists its product as uncharacterized. The transcript has a single exon. The coding region runs from base 1 to 354 and encodes 117 amino acids. The record is from RefSeq and is a predicted model, not a curated record. Lineage: Eukaryota; Fungi; Mucoromycota; Umbelopsidomycetes; Umbelopsidales; Umbelopsidaceae.